UAGUUUUUCUUCUCUCUCAUUUUUGUGUUUCAAAUUUCUGUUUCCAGAACUUUUCAUGGCCCCCAUUUCUCCCACACCAUCCAAAACACAAAAACCAAAAUAACAAUGCAAACUGAGCAUAACUACAUCAUCAACCAUAAGCAUUUUACACGGAUAUGAAACUCACGCUCACAAAACCAUUCAUCCUAAGAUGCUUCCUCAUCUCACUCUUCCUGUCCCUCCCUUUCCUCUUCCUCCAUCUAUUCUCUCCACAACAACAACAACAACCUCAACAUUCUCAUUCCACAACAAAAGAUCUCACAAUCCGACCCGGUUACACCUCCUACGAGACCUACAUACAACGCCAGCUCAACAAGACCCUCAACCCAAGGCUCCGAAAGAUAUGGACCACCCGCGACUGGAACCGGAAGAUCCCCGUCUUUGCGCGGUUCUUCGAAGACCUCAAGGACAAGAGCCUUCUACAAAACACCUCCAAGGCCCUCUGCAUUGGCGCACGCGUGGGUCAGGAGGUGGAGGCCCUACGGCGGGUAGGUGUGGUUGAUUCUGUAGGAAUCGACUUGGUCCCCUACCCGCCAUUGGUGGUGAAGGGUGACUUUCACCACCAACCGUUUGGUGAUGAGACGUUUGAUUUUGAAUUCUCCAACGUGUUUGAUCACGCAUUGUACCCACAGCGGUUUGUAGCAGAGAUUGAACGCACGUUGAAGCCUGACGGUGUGUGCGUGCUGCACGUGGCGCUUUCGCGUCGCGCCGAUAAGUACUCCGCUAACGACCUCUACAGCGUGCAGCCUCUCGUAGAGCUUUUUAACAAAUCAGUUUUGGUUCAUGUCCGCACCGUUGAUGGUUUCGGAUUGGACACGGAGGUUGCGUUUCGAAAGAAACAUAAACUGCAAACAAAUCGUUAACCGUUUGUAACUACUUUCUCUCCCUCUCUGUUUUUACUUUUUCUUUUCUUUUUAUUUUCCCUUUAUCAAACGGUGGUUAUUCCCUCUCUCUUCUUUCUUUAGUUAUGUGUUCUGGGUAAAUUUGAAUGGAUCUUAUAAAUUAAGUGUGUACAUUGUUUUGUUGUUUGAACAAGUUGAAUGCUACGUUAGUGGUGGAUGAUGGAGUAUGCAGUUUUUUACUUUCAAAAUAAGCUUAUUGUGCCUGUGAAUUUGUUCUUUUA
Molecule: messenger RNA, 1162 nt
Organism: Lotus japonicus
Lineage: Eukaryota; Viridiplantae; Streptophyta; Magnoliopsida; Fabales; Fabaceae
Exons: 1
Coding region: 156-902 (248 amino acids)
Molecular function (GO): S-adenosylmethionine-dependent methyltransferase activity
Source: RefSeq, a predicted model, not a curated record